This is a messenger RNA of Racocetra fulgida, 767 nucleotides long. Lineage: Eukaryota; Fungi; Glomeromycota; Glomeromycetes; Diversisporales; Gigasporaceae. The record is from the annotation of a GenBank genome assembly.
CUGGUUCAGAACGUGUUAAUGCUACAGAUGCAAUCGGGCAACAUCUAAAAGAAGGUGCUAACAUUAAUAAAUCAUUGACUAAUCUGGGUAAAGUCAUUGCUGCUUUGGCUGAACUAUCUGUUGGUGGUGGUUCCAAAAAAAAUUCGUUCAUUCCUUAUAAAGACUCUGUCUUAACGUGGCUACUUAAAGACAAUUUGGGAGGUAACUGCAAGACAACUAUGAUCGCUGCUAUUUCUCCAGCAGAUUAUGAUGAGACACUCAGCACUCUUCGCUAUGCUGAUGCCGCACGUCGGAUCAAAAACAAGGCUAUUGUUAAUGAAGAUUUUAAUGCGAGACUCAUUCGUGAACUUAAAGAAGAAUUACAAACGUUACGAAAAGUUUAUGAUUCUAGUCUUUCUAGUAUUCUUGACAGUCAACAAUUUGUCACAUUUAAAGAUAUGGGGGGUAACUUUAUUCAGAAAAUAAAAGAAGAAUUGUUCGAUCAAAUUCAAGCAUCAGAAAAGUUGAUGAAAGAAGUAACCGAAACUUGUCAGGAAAAGAUAAGGCGUACGGAAGAAAUUCAACUGGAACGAGAAAAAACACUAGAAGAACUUGGUAUCAUGAUCGAGAAAAAAAAGAAAAGUGACGUUGGUGUACAUUCUCCUAAAAUGGUGCCACACAUUGUUAAUCUCAAUGAAGAUCCUCUUUUGUCAGAGUGUUUGGUUUACCAAAUUAAGAGUGGAAUUACGCGCGUGGGCCGCAUUGAUUCAGAAACUCCAUCUGAAUAG